This is a messenger RNA of Mus musculus (house mouse), 692 nucleotides long. It is a transcript of the gene Pigyl, whose product is annotated as phosphatidylinositol glycan anchor biosynthesis, class Y-like. The coding region runs from base 332 to 547 and encodes 71 amino acids. Gene Ontology annotation, biological process: GPI anchor biosynthetic process. The transcript has 2 exons. Gene Ontology annotation, cellular component: endoplasmic reticulum membrane. The record is from RefSeq and is marked validated. NCBI's taxonomy places the organism in Eukaryota, Metazoa, Chordata, Mammalia, Rodentia, Muridae.
GCCUUCGUGGGGCGGUGACUGUCACCGCCAGGCGCCGAAGGGACCGGACUCCUACAGGCCUGCAAACGUUAAAAGACCUCUCGCCUGCGCUGCGAGGGACACAGGUGGUGUCUGCAGUCGCUGGUAACCGCUGCGUGUGACGCGGAGGCUGAGGAGCCGGCACCUUCGGCCUGGGACCCCUGGACUUUCUGCGUGCCCUUGGGAAGCAUGCCUGGGUGAAUGAGGAGUCGGGACAAGGGGAAGAUAAGACAAGAGCGCACCCGCACGAGAACAGAACUUUUCAAACAACUGAGUUUUCUUGAGACAGUUAACCUUUUAAGAAGGGAGGAAGAUGAUCCGGUCCCUGCCCACCAUGACCGUCCUCAUCCCACUGGUCUCGCUGGCAGGCCUGCUCUACUCCGCCUCCGUGGAGGAAGGCUUCCCAGAGGGCUGCACCAGCGCCAGCAGCCUGUGCUUCUACAGCUUGCUCUUGCCGGUCACCGUGCCUGUGUACGUGUUCUUCCAUCUGUGGACAUGGAUGGGCCUGAAGCUCUUCAGACAUAACUAGGGGAGCCGAGGCCCCUCCUGCUCGGGCUGCCUGCGGAGUGGGGCAUGGCCGGAGGUUCCUGGCUGUUGCAGAUUCUUUUGUAGCUGAAAAAUACUUUUCAAUAAAAUGUCUUAUGGGAGAGGAACACGACCAGCCUUCAUCCAAA